CAGCAUCGAGCGAAGUAUGAAUCUAAAUAAUUAUUAAAGAGUAAUUUAUGAUGUCUUCUCUUACCAAGUGUCCUAUCUUCCCAUAUUGCGUGACAACAAUGAAAAUCUUGUCAGAGAAUCCUUGAAUGAGGAUCUCAGUCUUUACAUCAUUUACAUUGAUCGCAACUUGCUUAUUUAUUAUAGGAAAUUCUUUUUUCUCCAUUUCAAGAACAACCCAUUGCUUUGCCUGUCACACUUGGAUUAUUGAAUUAUCCCUGGGACUCUUUUUUUUUUUUUUCUAUCUUUUUAACAAUGGUCAAAAUCAGUAAAGCAUUCGCAGCUUCCUUUGGUGCCUUAGCAGGUGGUGCUGCAGGGUUUUAUUUAUUAGAAAUGUACAAGAUUCAGUCAAAGGAACAAAGAUUAGCAAUGUUGAUAGAAAAGAAAAAAGAAUAUGAACAAUUACAAAACAAGGAGAACAGUGUUAUUAAUUCUUCACAAUGAGAAUCAAGUCGCAAUAUAAAGAACAAUUAAUAAAGUACGAUUACAGUCCUGUAAGAAUACCCUAAAAAAAGAAUUUGUUGGACAGACAGCUUGUAAACAGGUUAAAGCUGGAGCCCCUACGGUUGAAUACGACCAAUUCGCUAGGGGGAGCAUCAGUUGUGCUUGAAUCAUCAUUCUCAGCGCAUUCAACUAGGAUUCAUAUCCUCAUUAUUAUUCUUUUAUCAAUAAACAUCAAUGUACAUCUUUCAAAGUCUUUUUGUUCUUUUAUGUUUAUAAAUUAUGAGUAAUAAAGUCAUAAUGUAUGUAUAGCUUUUACUGAU
Molecule: messenger RNA, 800 nt
Organism: Rhizopus microsporus ATCC 52813
Lineage: Eukaryota; Fungi; Mucoromycota; Mucoromycetes; Mucorales; Rhizopodaceae
Exons: 2
Coding region: 292-480 (62 amino acids)
Source: RefSeq, a predicted model, not a curated record